This is a messenger RNA of Cebus imitator (Panamanian white-faced capuchin), 12582 nucleotides long. RefSeq names its product potassium calcium-activated channel subfamily M alpha 1 (gene KCNMA1). Gene Ontology annotation, biological process: potassium ion transport; transmembrane transport. NCBI's taxonomy places the organism in Eukaryota, Metazoa, Chordata, Mammalia, Primates, Cebidae. Gene Ontology annotation, cellular component: postsynaptic membrane. Gene Ontology annotation, molecular function: large conductance calcium-activated potassium channel activity. The record is from RefSeq and is a predicted model, not a curated record. The transcript has 33 exons. The coding region runs from base 486 to 4448 and encodes 1320 amino acids.
CGCGGGGAAGGGGGGUCCCCGACCGGAGCUCAGCGCACACCAGUGGCGCACGGCAGGCGGCGCGGCGCCGAGGACACCCGGGCCCGCGCGAAGAGCCAGGGCGGGCCCGGGGGCGGCGCAGACCCCGGGCGCGGGCGGCCCGCGGCGCCCCCUGGCUCUCGGCGCUCGGGGCCAGCGCGGCCCGGGGCUAGCGGGGCGCGGGCCGGGGAGGGGGAGCUGCCCGCGCGCUCCAUCCCCCUCCCCCCCGGGCGGGCCGGCGGCCGGGGGGAGGGCGGGCGGCGGCGGCUCGCUGUAUAUAUCUCGGCGCACCCCGCCAGGUCGCGCACAGCGCCCCGAGCCCAGGCGCCUCCCCGCCCCCCUCCCGCGCUCCGCGGCGGCAGCGGCGGCAGCAGUAGCAGCAAUAUGGCUGUUGAUGGGUGUUCGGGGUGGCGCUGGCGGCGGGAGGAGCUCCCCCGAGCCCCUGCGCCGGCUGCCCGUUGCUAGCUAUGGCAAAUGGUGGCGGCGGCGGCGGCGGCAGCAGCGGCGGCGGCGGCGGCGGCGGAGGCAGCAGUCUUAGAAUGAGUAGCAAUAUCCACGCGAACCAUCUCAGCCUAGACGCGUCCUCCUCCUCCUCCUCUUCCUCUUCUUCUUCCUCCUCCUCUUCCUCCUCGUCCUCGGUCCACGAGCCCAAGAUGGAUGCGCUCAUCAUCCCGGUGACCAUGGAGGUGCCGUGCGACAGCCGGGGCCAACGCAUGUGGUGGGCUUUCCUGGCCUCCUCCAUGGUGACUUUCUUCGGGGGCCUUUUCAUCAUCUUGCUCUGGCGGACGCUCAAGUACCUGUGGACCGUGUGCUGCCACUGCGGGGGCAAGACGAAGGAGGCCCAGAAGAUUAACAAUGGCUCAAGCCAGGCGGAUGGCACUCUCAAACCAGUGGAUGAAAAAGAGGAGGCAGUGGCCGCCGAGGUCGGCUGGAUGACCUCUGUGAAGGACUGGGCGGGGGUGAUGAUAUCCGCCCAGACACUGACUGGCAGAGUCCUGGUUGUCUUAGUCUUUGCUCUCAGCAUCGGUGCACUUGUAAUAUACUUCAUAGAUUCGUCAAACCCAAUAGAAUCCUGCCAGAAUUUCUACAAAGAUUUCACAUUACAGAUCGACAUGGCUUUCAACGUGUUCUUCCUUCUCUACUUUGGUUUGCGGUUUAUUGCAGCCAACGAUAAGCUGUGGUUCUGGCUGGAAGUGAAUUCUGUAGUGGAUUUCUUCACAGUGCCCCCCGUGUUUGUGUCUGUGUACUUAAACAGAAGUUGGCUUGGUUUGAGAUUUUUAAGAGCUCUGAGACUGAUACAGUUUUCAGAAAUUUUGCAGUUUCUGAAUAUUCUUAAAACAAGUAAUUCCAUCAAGCUGGUGAAUCUGCUCUCCAUAUUUAUCAGCACAUGGCUGACUGCAGCCGGAUUCAUCCAUUUGGUGGAGAAUUCAGGGGACCCAUGGGAAAAUUUCCAAAACAACCAGGCUCUCACCUACUGGGAAUGUGUCUAUUUACUCAUGGUUACAAUGUCCACCGUUGGCUAUGGGGAUGUUUAUGCAAAAACCACGCUUGGCCGCCUCUUCAUGGUCUUCUUCAUCCUCGGCGGACUGGCAAUGUUUGCUCGCUACGUGCCCGAAAUUGCUGCUCUCAUCCUGAAUCGGAAUAAAUUCGGCGGGACUUUUAACAAACAUGGAGGCAGAAAGCACAUUGUGGUCUGCGGACACAUCACUCUGGAGAGUGUUUCCAACUUCCUGAAGGACUUUCUGCACAAGGACCGGGAUGACGUCAAUGUGGAGAUUGUUUUUCUUCACAACAUCUCCCCCAACCUGGAGCUUGAAGCUCUGUUCAAACGACAUUUUACUCAGGUGGAAUUUUAUCAGGGUUCGGUCCUCAAUCCACAUGACCUUGCAAGAGUCAAGAUAGAGUCAGCAGAUGCGUGCCUGAUCCUUGCCAACAAGUACUGCGCUGACCCGGAUGCGGAGGAUGCCUCGAACAUCAUGAGAGUAAUCUCCAUAAAGAACUACCAUCCGAAGAUAAGAAUCAUCACUCAAAUGCUGCAGUAUCACAACAAGGCCCAUCUGCUAAACAUCCCAAGCUGGAAUUGGAAGGAGGGUGAUGAUGCAAUCUGCCUCGCAGAGCUGAAGUUGGGCUUCAUAGCCCAGAGCUGCCUGGCUCAAGGCCUCUCCACCAUGCUUGCCAACCUCUUCUCCAUGAGGUCAUUCAUAAAGAUUGAGGAAGACACGUGGCAGAAAUACUACUUGGAAGGAGUCUCAAAUGAAAUGUACACAGAAUAUCUCUCCAGUGCCUUCGUGGGUCUGUCCUUCCCUACUGUUUGUGAGCUGUGUUUUGUGAAGCUCAAGCUCCUAAUGAUAGCCAUUGAAUACAAGUCUGCCAACCGAGAGAGCCGAAGCCGAAAGCGUAUAUUAAUUAAUCCUGGAAAUCAUCUUAAGAUCCAAGAAGGUACUUUAGGAUUUUUCAUCGCAAGUGAUGCCAAAGAAGUUAAAAGGGCAUUUUUUUACUGCAAGGCCUGUCAUGAUGACAUCACAGAUCCCAAAAGAAUAAAAAAAUGUGGCUGCAAACGGCUGAUAUAUUCCAAGAUGUCCAUCUACAAGAGAAUGAGACGGGCAUGUUGUUUUGAUUGCGGACGUUCUGAGCGUGACUGCUCGUGCAUGUCAGGCCGUGUGCGUGGUAACGUGGACACCCUUGAGAGAGCCUUCCCACUUUCUUCUGUCUCUGUUAAUGAUUGCUCCACCAGUUUCCGUGCCUUUGAAGAUGAGCAGCCGUCAACACUAUCACCAAAAAAAAAGCAACGGAACGGAGGCAUGCGGAACUCACCCAACACCUCGCCUAAGCUGAUGAGGCAUGACCCCUUGUUAAUUCCUGGCAAUGAUCAGAUUGACAACAUGGACUCCAAUGUGAAGAAGUACGACUCUACUGGGAUGUUUCAUUGGUGUGCGCCCAAGGAUAUAGAGAAAGUCAUCCUGACUCGAAGUGAGGCCGCCAUGACUGUCCUGAGUGGCCAUGUCGUGGUCUGUAUCUUUGGUGAUGUCAGCUCAGCCCUGAUCGGCCUCCGGAACCUGGUGAUGCCACUCCGUGCCAGCAACUUUCAUUACCACGAGCUCAAGCACAUUGUGUUUGUGGGCUCUAUUGAGUACCUCAAGCGGGAAUGGGAGACGCUUCAUAACUUCCCCAAAGUGUCCAUAUUGCCUGGUACGCCAUUAAGUCGGGCUGAUUUAAGGGCUGUCAACAUCAACCUCUGUGACAUGUGCGUUAUCCUGUCAGCCAAUCAGAAUAAUAUUGAUGAUACUUCGCUGCAGGACAAGGAAUGCAUCUUGGCGUCACUCAACAUCAAAUCUAUGCAGUUUGAUGACAGCAUCGGGGUCUUGCAGGCUAAUUCCCAAGGGUUCACACCUCCAGGAAUGGAUAGAUCCUCUCCAGAUAACAGCCCAGUGCACGGGAUGUUACGUCAACCGUCCAUCACAACUGGGGUCAACAUCCCCAUCAUCACUGAACUAGCUAAACCGGGCAAGUUGCCUUUGGUUUCAGUCAAUCAGGAAAAAAACAGUGGGACGCACAUUCUAAUGAUAACUGAACUGGUGAACGAUACUAAUGUUCAGUUUUUGGACCAAGAUGACGAUGAUGACCCCGAUACAGAACUGUACCUCACACAGCCCUUUGCCUGUGGGACAGCAUUUGCCGUCAGUGUCCUGGACUCGCUCAUGAGCGCGACAUACUUCAAUGACAAUAUCCUCACCCUGAUACGGACCCUGGUGACCGGAGGAGCCACGCCGGAGCUAGAGGCUCUGAUUGCUGAGGAGAAUGCCCUUCGAGGUGGCUACAGCACCCCGCAGACACUGGCCAAUAGGGACCGCUGCCGUGUGGCCCAGUUAGCUCUGCUCGAUGGGCCAUUUGCGGAUUUAGGGGAUGGUGGUUGUUAUGGUGAUCUGUUCUGCAAAGCUCUGAAAACAUAUAAUAUGCUUUGUUUUGGAAUUUACCGGCUGAGAGAUGCCCACCUCAGCACCCCCAGUCAGUGCACAAAGAGGUAUGUCAUCACCAACCCCCCCUACGAGUUUGAGCUCGUGCCGACGGACCUGAUCUUCUGCUUAAUGCAGUUUGACCACAACGCUGGCCAGUCCCGGGCCAGCCUGUCCCAUUCCUCCCACUCCUCGCAGUCCUCCAGCAAGAAGAGCUCCUCUGUUCACUCCAUCCCGUCCACAGCAAACCGACAGAACCGGCCCAAGUCCAGGGAGUCCCGGGACAAACAGAAUGCAACAAGGAUGAAUAGAAUGGGCCAAGCAGAAAAGAAAUGGUUUACAGAUGAACCGGAUAAUGCCUAUCCCAGAAACAUUCAAAUCAAGCCCAUGAGUACCCACAUGGCUAACCAGAUCAACCAAUAUAAAUCCACAAGCAGCUUGAUUCCACCAAUCAGAGAAGUUGAAGAUGAAUGUUGACUCCCAGGAGACCAGAACUAUUUUUUUAAAGCCUGACCAACUUCAUAAAUGGUGACGUGACUUUUCUUCUUACAUGCUGAAUCACUGGUGGAAACGUUAAGAUAAGCAAAAAUUGCCAGAAAAAAAAGUAGACAGAUCUUUCUCUUUGUCUGCCUUGAAUAUUGCUUCCAUGUAUUUUGGAAAAGAAAAUGAUUUCAUUUAUAAAUGAACAUACUAAAAUAGUCAUGUAUAGCCUCUAGCAUUUUAAAUUAUUUUUAUUUAUUAGAAAGAAAAUAUAUUUUUCCUUUCUUUUCAUUGUCAAAUAUCUUCCCUAUAUCUAAAUAAUGCAAAAUCUAAAUGAGUAAGUGGCCAGACUCCUUAAUGCGUUUUUCUCUUCUUUCUCUCUUUUUCUUUGAGGAGAAUGAUGGUCACCACCACAAUUAAUUGUAAUUACAGGAAAUGAAUUAUUAAAACAAUUUUAAAAUGGCCAAUGAUGUAUACAUGUAUUUUAGUAAAUCCAAAAAGGAAGACUAAGGGAUCAGGUGAAUACCUGCUCCUUGCCUGGAUGGGUGUGUAUUUUGAUCUGCAUUUACACCAGCUCUGAAUAAAUGGAAACUUACUUAUUUUCACAGUUGAAAGUCAUAUUUUUGUGGUUUCAGUUUUCAUUCUGUAGUUCUCACCCCUUUGUUCAUAGUUUUAAAGGGAAGUCCUUCUUGCUGCUUUUCUACAAUUGGCAGGCUUGUCUGGCAAGCUAAGGACACCAGGAGGGUUGUGGGCACACCUGGGAUGUGGAAGCUGAGGGCCAGAUGCACACAGGCAUUGCUCUGUUUCCUGUUCUAGUGGUGGGGACUCUACAUGCUGUUAUGCUUCUCAUUUCGUAUUUCCAAGCCACCUGAGCAAGUAAUGUCAACUUCAGGAGGGUCUGGUGGACUUUCUCCCCACUCCCCAAGUCUCAGAGCUUUUAGCCUGGAAGUUUAUAAAACUGAUCCAUAGUUUUACUUUACCAUAGGAUAUGAGAGGGCAUUCAUUCUUCUCACUGAGUUUUUGUUUAAAAGCCAGGACAUUUCUAUACCCAUGGAGACAGAUUUUACUUUGCAUGUGCUCCUUUAUUUAGUUGCUGGGGCCAAACACAUGAACUGAUUACAACAAUUUAAAAAACAAUAACAAAAGGAAAGCAAUGAAUGCACUUCAUAUAGACUGUUAGAAAAGGCCUUUGAAAAUUACCAGCAGUGAAAUCAAAUAUAUCAGCCACUUCAAACUGGGGUCAAAAGAUUUUUCUAGCCAUCCGAUGCAAUUACUAUGUCUCAGAGCUCUGCUGUCACUUGCGUGCUCGGUGUACAGUCUCCCGGCAACCGUUUUGCUCCAAUCAACUUAGCAAGUCUUUCAACUUUAAAAUUCUCAGUCUUUGAUAUGAUCAUCAAGGUCUCUGGAGAAGCAUGAAUGUGAUAGUGAUUUCUAUUUUCUUCAAAAAUGUAAACUGUGGACGCUUAAAGGAUCCAAGCUAACUGAAGUAUCCCCCCAAAGUUUCAUGAUAUCUAGUCCAUUAACUCUUUGGGCCAUGACCUGUGGUACCUAGUUAAGGUAGUGCAAAUCAGAUCAGAGCAAAGCAAUGAGAUCACCAUGAAGACAUACGUCCACUAAGUACUCCAAUUACCAACGUAGGCAAAAUGAGCUUCCACCUCUGUCCACUCCCUGCAGAGCCAAUAUAGUCGUGCUUCCACCUCGUAGGCAUUGUCCUGCAGUGACUUGUCGGACUGUGGUUACUCUGUCGUCACAUUUUGUAGAAUUAGUUCUAUAAAAGUAUUGUGAAUAUAAUGUAUGUCCAAUUGGAUUGUUUAAAAACUACUUGUAAUUAAUCACUAGCCUACUCAGCAGACUAAAAUGACGUCAACAGUCUAUAUUCAGGCUUAUAAACAUUUCUUGGUUUCCAACAGAAGUCAAAUGCGUUUGUGGGGAGAACCUCUUGCUAGGAUUUUGACAACUUUCCUGAAAGCUAGGCCUUCUUUCACAUAAUGAUUUUGCAUUGGGGUCACCUUAGUAUAUUCAUGUCAAUCCACGCUCUUCUUUCCUUCAUGAACCAUAAUGGGCUCUUCACUCCUGUUCCUAAUAACCACCUUCGAAUUUGUUUGAGCAAUUUGGUCUCCUCUGGCAGGCUGUGGUGGCCACAUAAGGGAUCUUCCAUUAGAGGGACACAAGACACAAAGCCCCAUUCCCAGUAUCCUCUCUUCCCUGUGUCUCCCCUACCAAAGCAACCUGGAAGCAGAAAUGUAAACUCCAACCCCAUCACACAUCCAUUGAUGCAUUUGUGGCUAGAGAUUUGAAUUUAAACUUUUUUUAAAAAAUCAUAAUAGGUAGGAUCGUUUCCUACAGUAAAGGGCUCCUUGAUUCAUAAGCACCCCCGCAAAAAAAUUGGUAGAAAUUCAUUUUCUUUUAAGUAGAGCAAUAAGUUCAUACUGUGUUGCCUUUGUAAUAAUAAAUUGUACUGGACUAGAAAGCAAAAUGAGGCAUUUUGUUAAGGUGGUAGGAAAAUGACUGGUUGGUGGGUCCUUUGGCAAAAGCUGAUGCCUGGUAAGUAGAAACCGAAAUGGAGACAUAAAUAAAAUUUGUGAAAUCACUGGAGGGCUCAAGCACAUGCCGGAGCUUCUUCCUGACUUGUUCCUACUCGUUGAGCACUUUGGCCCUGAGUCCCCUCCAUCUCCACUGCAACAGUCUGUCUUUCAGCCUCCAUCUACCUGAGACCAAGGAGGGUCUUCCUUGGCACUGUCCAUAUUAUGAGGCUCUGAUUUCCCAUCCCAGUUUAGGGCUCCAGAAAAGCCAUUUUCCCAAACUAAUGAUUCUUGGGUGCUGUGGGAAUCAAAGACUCACCAACAGCGUGUUUAAAAAGCAGAAAAUGUCAUCACCAUCAUCACCUUUCUCCUUGAGAAAACUUAUAUUUUUGUCUAAGCAAAUUUGUAUUUUAGAAUAUCAUCUUGAACCAUUAAAAAAAACACCUUAAAUAAAAGUGACCGUGACUAAGGCACAUUCCAAAACUCUUUCCUCCCAAGCGUUCUGGCACCUUAUUAUGUACUUUGUAAAAAAAUUAAUUGACAGCUUUAAAUAGGAAAUUAGAAGCGUUUGUUAGGGUUGGAUAAAGGAAAAGUGAGAAAGCUUAAGAAAUUUGGGGUAUUUUCAUGUUGAAAGGAGAAAAGGCACAAGUUCCCUAGUUACCGUUUAAUAUGAGAGUUCAAGAGCCACAUUUACAAACAACUAUGAACUUUGAAAAUGUUUUUAAAACCUUCUGAGUCGUGGUGAUUUUAUUUGUAAAUGACUCAUUCAGAUGACUCUAAAGUCCCUUUCAGGUCCCAGGGGACACGAUCUAAGUUAGGAGUGGGAACAUGGGAGUGGCUGCCUCUCCUUGGUGAAGGCCUUGGAGACUAUUGUGUCCAGGGCUGGAAUAAUGGUCCUUUUUGCUGCAUCACCCAGGCAAAACUCCUGGCCUUAUUCAGGAGUAGUGAACAUUUAUUUUCUGCUCUGGACAUAGAAUAGUUAGGUUCAUUCCUGUGCUUUUCAUGUUAGAGUCCCUUUAGGUUCAAGAUGCAAAUUUCUCAAUUCAGACACACUUGAAUCACAUUGGUCAAAUUUCACUAUCUGUUUCUAGGAUUUUCUUCUCAAUUUCAACACAGCCUUCACUUUUUUUUUUUUUUUUGGUCCAAGGCCCAGCCUCAGUUAAUUCCUUCAUCUCUAUUCCAUGUCUCCAAUUCCUAGUGUGUAAUUAGGGGUUCAAGAGACCCCAAAUUCCUGCCAUUUUCCCCAUGUGCAUCUGGCCUUCAGGAAGUAACCAGUCUUGCUUCCCAUGUUAUUUCCUGUUCUCUGUUUAUUUGGUUGUUUUCUUUCGUUAAUAAAUUAACCAUCUCUUAACUACUUACAUACAUAAAUGUAAUUUUAAUCCAUUGAAUUUUAUUGUUAAGGAGAACCUCACUGAAGGAAGGAAGGGCAAAAUUGAAGAAUAAAUGUCAGAAGGGUGAGAAACAAAGACUAUCCAACCAACUGACUGAGAUGUGAUCACCUUGACUCCUAGGAGACUAAGUAGAUGCAUUCAGCUUAACCACUGAGUUACAGGGCAGAAUCUGUCCAUUUUUUGUUUUCUUCUUACUUGCUGCUUUUGGAACGGUGGUAAAGCCACCAGUCAACGUGACACUUGAAAGGGCCUUCACUAAGUAGGACUUGAUUCAUCCUCUUUAAAAAGCAAAAAAAACAGAAUUUACUUAAAACCUUCUUGAAAAUUACCUUUCUGCUACUCUCCUUAUUCCCAAAAGGCUUUUUUUUUUUUUUUUUUUUUUUUUUUUUUGGUAUUCAGUGCGGAUGAUUUAGCAUGUAAAUCCCAUAAUCAAUUGAGGAGGUGAUGAGGCUAUUUGGAUUUAUUUAUGUGAUAGUAGUAAUUAGGAAUGAUUUCUAGCAGUUUGUACUAGUUUGAUCAUAUUGGUUGUUUAAGUGGAGUCUCUUCUGAUUGGUUGUUGCCCAUAAAAUAUCUAUUGUGAAUAAUUUCAAGAUUUCCAUUAAAAUAAGGCAACUUGGAAAAUAUUUUAAAUUUUAUUUCUUAAGGGACCACAGAGCCUAAUUUUCCAUUUUUAUGUUAAGGUUCCUUAAAACACAAAUAAAAAGAAGCCUAUGUGCCCAAAGACAGAGGCACCUGUAGCCCUACAACAUUUGGAAGCUCCUUGAUAUCAUGGCGCCACAUGGAUAGACUGGAGAAAGGAUUCUGACUUAGACCACCUGCAGCAGACUUUCCUCUUUUGCCAUAUUUUUUUAUCUUAAUAAGGACCUGAGACUCCUUAUCUGAAGAUAAGCCAAACUCAUAGUAUACAUUAAGAAUCUGGGAAGAAAGAAAAAAAGAAAAAAGAUAUAAUAAGCAAUAUUUUAAAGUACCAUGAGUUAUGGGCGUGCAUAUGGUACAAAGAGUAGUUCUUUGUGUUGAAAGAAAGAAGAGGUUGCAUUGCAGCCUCAUGGGCUGCAAGAAUGCAGAGGCAUUUAAUGCUGGAUGGGCUUUGGAAGCAUUUCAAUAGUAAAUGGGUGACAGGUCUGGAAAGACGUGGAAUAUGAGGGUUUUCCAGGGAGACAGGACUUAAUAGGCCAUGAUGUAUUUGUGGAAAUGUGAUUUCAAUAGAUUGACUAUUUUGUCUACUGUGAUAAGUUUGCAUAGGGGAACUGUGGAAAACUGAGAUGAGACUUCAUGGAAGGGGCUACAGAGUACAGUCUAAGGGUCAAGAUAAAAGUUUGAAACUUGAUUUAGAAAGUCAUGGAAAGCCAGUAAAGAAUUUUAAGCAGAGAGUGAUGGGGCAGCAAUGGCUGUGCAUUUUUCGGGUUGAAGGUAGUGAGAUGUCAGUUCUUCCUGGAAGAUAUCAUGAGAAUGCACAUCAAACUGAACAUUUUCCUAGCAGCAUGGAGUGCUAAGGGGCGCACCCUCCAGGUCAACAACUCACUGUGUGCAGCACCUCCCUUCCUCACACAUUUUGCUUUGCUUUGUGUCACAAGAUCAUCAAAAACAACAUCCUGAUUCUACUGAAUUACUAGAAUGUCAGCAACAAACUCACAAAGUAGAUUAGAGGGUAGGAAUAGAUGUGUAAGUUUUUAAAACCUGCCAAUCACACUAUUUUCUAGACAGUAAUAUAAUAAGAACCUGUGGCAGGACAUCCACAAAUUAUAGAGAAUGAUUAAUAGUUCAGAACUGCCAAAUAGGAAUUCCCAUUAUGAAAACAUCCUUAUAGCUAAUCAGGUAACCCUUGCUUAGAAAACAGCACUCACUAAAUAUUUGUAAAAGGAGCAGGUGGGGGAGAAAUGAGCACAAUCUAGGUCCUGACAUCAGUCAGUUUAUAAUACAACAACUAAAGAAAGAAAAUAUGCCCAAAGUGCCACUAGAGAAAGGGUAAACACUAACAACAUAGUUUCGCCAUUCAAUAUGAAAGGAGUUGAAACGAGGGAGAAAUACUGUAAUUUCAGGUGAUUCAGCAAGGUAGGAUUUCUAGAGAAAGGGGGUUUUAGGAGUUGGAUAAGUAGAGGGCCAGUAUUCUAAGUAUGAAGGCAGGAUUAUCUGGCAUGCGGCAGGGUGGGUGACGUUAAUCAGUAACUGCUAAUGGGUAUUUACUGAGUAGCCGCUGUAUGCUCAUGACUGUCAGACCAUUAGAGGAAGAUAGCCUGCCUGCCUAAAUGGGAACACAAGCCACACAUAUAUUGGAAGGAUUAUGUUGUACAAAACAGGUGUUCAAUAAAGAAUUUUUGAAUACAUGUGAACACUGAAUAGCAAAUAAAUAUUAUGGAUUGUAAUAGUUGUAGAAGAUUAUUUGGGAUUGUAGGGGCUGGGUGUGGGGCAAUGGCUGUGGUUCUAGAAGAUGUUCUUUGUGCCGUGAACACACACCUAAUCUGUCCUCAAGGACAGAACCAUGUGGAAGAAUAGGAAAACAAGAGAAGCAGGCAGGAAGAGGAGGCAGUGAGUGGAGCAGCUAAGAAAUGUUAUAUUGGUUCAUCCAGAGCAGAAAAAGCUGAGAGCUAUACAUGAGGGAAGGACCCACAGGCAAGAGGAGUGGGACAGGGGACUGAAUGAGUGGGUUACAACAGACCCUGCAGAUGUGGAAGCCAGACCCACAGAGGUACUUGGAAAGGGAGGAUCCUGGAUGAAUUCUCUUAAGGAGAAAGUGUAGGUUCAGGUCAGCUGGCAGAUGUGUUUGUGGGCUACAAUCAUGUUUUUUGGGACUAAAAAGGAGCAAAACAAGUAGACCCUCUUGGGACAGAAGAUAUAGAGUAUGCCAGAACCAGGAAAAUGAGAAACAAGAGGGGAAUUUUAAGAAAGAGAGGGCAAAUCAUCUGUGAGGUUAGAGAUGAAAGAUGUUGGAGAUGGUGAUGCAGAAGUCAAAGGACUCAUUCGAAAGGCAGGAACGCUGCUUCUUUGUCCAUAUUCCCAGAGCUUGCCCUGAGGCCUGGUGCACGUGGACAGUCACUCAGCCACUAAGCGUCACUGUGGCUGCCACAGUGGAUGGAAGCUGGCAUGGUGAUUGGCAGUCUUUCUGGAGGACUCACGAGAGAGGGGUCUUGAGAUGGACAUCUCCUUUCACCUUCCUGUCCAUGUCACUGCACUGUUUUUCUUCCCUUCCUGAACAGCACAUGCACUGCAGCUUUGGUUUCACGGGUGUGAAAACAAAUGUUACAGCCACCUUGCUUUGGUGGCUUUUCUGAAUAGGCAGUGUGAGAAGAGAUGUUUUGGCCAGGUGAAAGUGUACUUUAUACCUAGGUAGGUUUUUCAGUUUAGAAAGGUUUCCUUUGCUUAUCCCUUGAGGACUUCUGUGUUGCUGCUUCUCCUCUGUCUUGCUAUUCAACAGAACAGGGGGGAAAGUGACACCAAUGCUCUCCGCCAUGCCUGCCUUGGGAAGCACUGCCGGGCCCCACUGUUUAGAAUCUUAGCUGGAAAUGUACACAAGGCACUGACACAUGCCUGCCAGAGCGACCCAGCACUCUCCUCCCAUGGGAUUCAGGGUCGACAUGGGAAGCCAGCUAGCAGGGAUGGGAGCCCCACCCACAAUGUGGACCGAGCCUCACUUCCAUACAAAACCAGAGUCCCGUCCAUCCCAGAGUGGCUCACUCUCUUCCCCUUCCUUCCGCUGAAUACAGCCUGACACACUUUUGACCAGAACUGCAACAUUUCAAACAUAAACCCAGAUCUGUUGGGAAAUCCUAAUUAAAAACGUUCCAUUCCCAGGUGGCACAAUCACAUCCUGCCUAAAACUUCUGGCCCACAUCCCACCACCCAGACGUUGAAAAGAAACCUUCCUCUACUUAACACCAAAACCUGCACUUCAACGUUUCUUUAGGGGGACAAAGGAAAAAAAAAGGUACACACAUGCAGAGUUCAGCCUACAUGUUCAUUAAGGAAAAAGAGCGUGGCUUAUUCAUCUUUCAAUCUUUUGAUUGUUGGCAUUAUGAUUAUGAUUAUGAUUAAUUACUCUAACUUGACAGGAAAUGAAGGAGAGAAUAUAUGCUGGUGCUUUGAAAUGAUCUACCCAACUCUGUCAUCUGUAACAACCAGUGAUCACUCUCUUGUCUUGUAAAAAGGGUUUGUACAUAACUUGUACAUGGUUUCAUUUUGUAUUUUUCGCAGAUUAAAAAUUUAUGUAUUUGUGUUCUAAAA